AUGAAUUUAAUUACUUUAAAUUUUGAAGUUUCCUAAAUAGAAAAGGAGUUUAGAGAAUCAAAACAAAAAUUAUUUUCAACAAUCCUGGUCUAUUAAAAAUGGAUCUUUGGUUUAAUCAAUUUUCUGUCUUUUGUCAGUUGUUUGAUUUCUAAAAAUUGGAUAAUUGCAUCAAUCAGUUUAGGAACUCUAAUCCUUAUUUUAAUAUCAAUAAAGGUCCAUAAGAAGUAUCCAUAUGUUUAUGAAAUUGCAAUUAUUGUAUACAUUCUCUUAAUAAAUGCGUAUAUAGCUUUAGAAUACUAAUUUGCCAGCAUAGAUUGGCAAUAUACUGAAAUAUUUUUUAUUUCCUUCACUUUUGCUAGGUACUCUAUUUUCUUAACAUUAUUAAGUUUAUUAAACCUGAUGAAUUUUAUCAAAAGAGCCUUAUUAUUAUUAAUUACCGUAACCUUUCAUCUUAUAUUUGGAAUUCGACAUUAGGAUAUAAAUGCUGAUACAUAUAUAAGAUAUUUAUUGUAUGUUAUCUUAUAUGUUUAAUUUAUGUAUUAAUUUGAAAGGUUAUUGAGAAUUAUUUAUUUGGAUUAUUAGAAAUGUCAAUAAUUCUUGAAUAAAAUCUCAAAAUUCAAAGAUGUUUAAAGUUAUUCAGUUAAAUAUGAUGAAAGAAAAUCAUUAAUUUUGAUUGAGAAAAAUAAUAACAAAAGAAUACUUAAAUAGGAUUAGGAAGAAUUUUUAAAAAUGAUUACUAAUAUGUAAUUAUCUAUGUAAAAUUAAAAAUCAAGGGUUGCUUAAAUAAUUUCGGUUGAUAAUUUAUUUUCCCCAAAAAAACAAUCUCUUAAGUAAUUACUAGUUUAUUAUACACAAGAAUCAAAUACAGAUAUGAAUGAUACUCCAUCUAAAACAAGAGAAGAUAUUUAAAUCUAUGGAUUUUAUUAAUAAAAAGUGUUUGCUUUAAGUAUUUUUAGAAGUAUAGAUGUUUAACCUAUAACAGUAUUAUUGAUGAAAGAGAGUAAAUCUGAAUCAUAAGAAGAAGAAUUAAGAUUGAGAAUGAGAAAUAAUUAAAAACAACUUAAUUAUAUACAAUAAAUAUUUGAUAGAUAAAUUAAAAAAUCUCUUAUUUAUUUUAGAUGGAUUAAAAAUUUUGCCAAUAAAUAAACAGAUGGAUAUCUAAUAAAUAAAUCAUUAAAAAUGAUUAAUUAUAGUUUAAUUAAAGGAUAUACAGAUUUCCUUAAUUUAGAGACAUUUAGCUUAUCUAAGAUGUUAUGUCCUGGAAUCAAAUAAUUUGAUCUUAUAUUAUUAAUUAAAGAUGUUUUUGCCUUUUAUGAUGGAUAUAAUAAAUAGAAACCUGAAUCUAUGAGUUAUAUCCAAUAAUAUGAGAUUAUUAAUAAUUUAAGUAGUAAUAGCAUUUUUUCUGACUUCAAAUAUCUAAAAUUAUUACUAUUUAACUUAAUUCAUUAUACAAGUGAAAAAUCAUAGACAAUAACAGUAAUAUUAGAUGAAGUAACUACAGAAUUUUCAUAAACACCUAUAAUAAGAAUUAAAAUACAAUAUUAAGCUCCUAAUUUAACAAAGGCUCAACUACAUAGUUUACCAAUUUUGAAUCCUUAAUCUUUGGAAGAAUUAAAGCACAAUAGUACUGUGCCUUUAGAUUUAGAUUUAGCAGUUUCAUUAAUAUUAAUUAGAAGAUUAGGACCAUUUGAUAGAAUGAAGUUAGUUUAAUAAAAACGAAAAUGUAAUUAUUUAGAAUUUUACAUUUUUUAAUAACUAAUGGAAGAUUAUUUGUUGAUUCCUAUAAAAUCAAUGAAACCAUCAGACAAAAUAAUAGUUUAAGAAUAUUCAAAGAUUGCUAAUUCAUUUUCAACUUCGAUCCAAAUUGAAUCUGCUGGAGAAAGUUUCUAAUUUUUAUGA
Molecule: messenger RNA, 1899 nt
Organism: Paramecium pentaurelia
Lineage: Eukaryota; Ciliophora; Oligohymenophorea; Peniculida; Parameciidae
Source: the annotation of a GenBank genome assembly